CUGUAUAAAAGAGAGCGACGGCGAGUCGAUCGGUACGUUACCGAAAAAACCGGGGCCUACAGUGCACAAUUUCGUUUGGGUAAUCGACCGUAAUUCCACAGGCAACAUGAGUUGCCCUUUGCCUACUUUGGUCGCGUCGCCGACAUGUCCCGUUCCGUUCGCGGGCGGACCUCAACUCACCAACGUUUGUUCCGCGAGCGCGGGAACUUUGUUUUUGACGAUCCUCAACAGCCUGUUGGUGGCCAACCCGGAAAUCGGCGAUCCAUGCGGGCGUGUGAAACCGAUCGCAGUUCCGGACUCUAGUUACGAUUUCAUCGUUGUUGGCUCGGGAGCUGGCGGAUCCGUGGUGGCUGGAAGACUGAGCGAGAUAUCGAAUUGGAAGGUUCUCUUGCUUGAAGCGGGCCCGGACGAACCGGCAGGCGCCGAAAUACCCAGCAAUCUUCAACUUUAUCUGAAUGGCCAAUUGGAUUGGAAGUACAAAACGUCGAACGAGUCGUACGCCUGUCUGAGCACCGACGGCAAAUGCGUCUGGCCUCGAGGUAAGAACGCCGGCGGAACGACGCUUCACCACGGCAUGGCGUAUCAUCGGGGUCACCCGAAAGAUUACCAAAAGUGGGUCGAAAAAGGAGCCAUUGGAUGGGCUUGGGAAGACGUUUUCCCGUACUAUUUGAAAUCGGAGAAUAACACGGAAAUUGGUCGAGUUAGCGCGUCACUCCAUGCCACCGGCGGGCCGAUGAACGUCGAAAGGUUGCCCUAUCAACCACCAUUCACUAAUAACAUUCUCGAGGCGGCAAAAGAAGCAGGCUACGGCACGAUCGAAGAUUUGGCUGGUGAGAUACCCACUGGAUUCACCGUGGCCCAAACUAUCAGUCAGAAGGGUGUGAGGAGGACCACCUUCGACUCGUUCGUUAAAUCGGUGGCACACCGUAAAAAUCUUCACGUGGCCCUUAACGCUCUUGUGACCAAAGUCACAACCGCCGGCAAGCAGGCCACCGGCGUCGAAUUUUUAAUGAACGGAAAGAAGUACCGCGUACGAGCGAAGAAGGAAGUCAUCCUAUCCGCGGGCACGAUAAACUCGCCACAACUUUUGUUGUUGUCCGGAAUCGGACCAAAGGAAAACCUCAAACAGAAUAAAAUCCCCGUAGUCGUCGAUCUACCAGGCGUCGGUGAAAAUCUACACAAUCACCAAUCGUACGGCUUGGACUUCACAGUGGACGAGGAUUACUAUCCGUUGUUCAACCAAACCAACGCGGAACUCUAUCUCAAGAAUCAAACCGGACCGUUCGCCGCUACCGGCUUGGCGCAAGUUACCGGAAUGAUCGCCUCGAAUCUCACCACCCCCGAUGACCCAGACAUCCAGAUAUUCUUCGCUGGCUACCAAGCAGUUUGCGCACCGAAACUGGACAUCCCGGACUUGGCUAGCGGCGGUCCGAAAAUGUCCGUCAGGUUCUCCUCCGUGAACGUUCAGCCAACGAGCAGAGGUCGUAUCACGUUGAACAGCAACAAUCCGCUCGAUCCGCCGGUCAUCUGGAGCAACGACAUAGCCACGGAUCACGAUCUCAGCGUCAUAAUCCAAGGACUUCACGCGAUUACAAAACUGUCGCAAACCCCGACGAUGCAGAAAAUCGGUUUGAAGCUUAAAAAUGUGACGGUACCGCAAUGCGCGGAUCGUACAUACCUCACCGACGACUACUGGAAAUGCGCUGUACGUUACGACUCGAGACCCGAGAAUCAUCAAACCGGAUCGUGUAAAAUGGGUCCAGCGUCCGAUCCAAUGGCAGUGGUCGACUUGCGACUCAAAGUCAACGGUGUCAAAGGACUGAGAGUAGCCGACGCGUCGGUGUUGCCUCAAGUGGUUUCGGGCAAUCCGGUCGCCUCGUACAACAUGGUCGGAGAAAGGGCUGCCGACUUUAUUAAGGAAGAUUGGGGAAUAGUAGUAUAGAGGAGCAGCGUGAAAAACGAAUGCAACGGCGUUCAGUAAAUGUGCUUCGUCUAAUUCUAAUGUAUUGAAUACAUAUAUAUUGUCAUCGCA
Ceratina calcarata is the source of this 2032-nucleotide messenger RNA. Its product is annotated as glucose dehydrogenase [FAD, quinone]. Gene Ontology annotation, molecular function: flavin adenine dinucleotide binding; oxidoreductase activity, acting on CH-OH group of donors. The record is from RefSeq and is a predicted model, not a curated record. NCBI's taxonomy places the organism in Eukaryota, Metazoa, Arthropoda, Insecta, Hymenoptera, Apidae. Bases 107 to 1942 code for a protein of 611 amino acids. The transcript has 9 exons.